Molecule: messenger RNA, 246 nt
Organism: Cooperia oncophora
Lineage: Eukaryota; Metazoa; Nematoda; Chromadorea; Rhabditida; Trichostrongylidae
Source: the annotation of a GenBank genome assembly
UUGAUUUUCCAGGGCUUGGCCUUCAUUCAUCAGUCGUUCUUGGAGUAUCACGGCUCUCUGACAUCGAAAUGUUGUCUCGUGGAUGACCGUUGGCAAGCGAAGGUAUCCGACUACGGCCUAAGAAAGUUAAGAGUGUAUGACAAGCGCUUGCCGCAAGUUUUGCUAUCAUAUGCGCUCAACUGGUUACGAAGACUUCUGCAUGGGAUUUGGAUAACAGAGAUGAAGACGCGUCAGGUUUGUAUGUAA